Molecule: messenger RNA, 987 nt
Organism: Penicillium atrosanguineum
Lineage: Eukaryota; Fungi; Ascomycota; Eurotiomycetes; Eurotiales; Aspergillaceae
Product: isopenicillin N synthase family dioxygenase
Exons: 3
Coding region: 1-987 (328 amino acids)
Molecular function (GO): dioxygenase activity
Source: RefSeq, a predicted model, not a curated record
AUGUCUGAAACUCUUGAUUUGUCCUUGUUGAAGGGAACUCCCGAGCAAAGAGAGGCGGUCUCAACAGCUCUGCUCAAGACGUUGAAAACCCGAGGUGGCGCUAAGUUGAAGAACCAUGGUCUUUCUGACGAUCUGGUUCACAAUCUCUUCGACUAUACUCGCAAGUUCUUCGCCCUUUCGCACGAAGACAAAAUGACAGCCAAGCAUCCUCCCGAGUCCACCCCUAAUCGUGGAUACAGCUACGUUGGUCAAGAAUCAAUCUCCAGCAUUAGUGGGUACGAAAAAGGCUUGUCUCAAGGAAAGUCUAUCCGUGACAUCAAGGAAACCCUCGACAUGGGCUCAGCACGAGACGACCUGGUAGACAACAUCUGGGUAGAAGAGUCCAAACUUCCAGGCUUCCGCAAAUUCAUGGAAGGCUUCUAUGAGGAGUGCUUCAAGCUCGAGCUUGAGAUCCUCGCCGCCCUAGCCGAAGCGCUCGACGUCCCCUCCGAACAAAUGAAAACACUGCAUAGCCGAGCCGAAAACGAGUUCCGUCUGCUUCACUACCCACCUAUUAACGCCUCUGAACUGGCAGACGGCACUGCCACACGAAUCGCAGAACAUACCGAUUUCGGCACCAUCACCAUGCUUUUCCAGGACUCAGUGGGCGGCUUGCAGGUUGAGGACCAGCAACAGCUGGGAACAUUCCGGAACAUCGAGUCUGCGGAUAAGACGGAGAUUAUUCUGAACAUUGGCGAUUCCUUGCAGCGAUUAACGAAUGAUACAUUUCGCGCUGCUUGUCACCGCGUCACUUAUCCGCCUAGUAUUAAGGUUGGCUCAGAUCAGAUCAUUCCUGAACGCUACUCUAUUGCAUAUUUUGCGAAGCCAAAUCGGACCGCGUCGCUGUUCCCUUUUAAGAAGUUCGUUACUCCUUCGACGCCGUGCAAGUAUGAUGACAUUACGGCUUGGGAGUACAACAACCUGCGCAUUGCGAAGCUGUUUAGUUGA